Messenger RNA from Anastrepha obliqua, 564 nucleotides. RefSeq lists its product as uncharacterized. The transcript has a single exon. Lineage: Eukaryota; Metazoa; Arthropoda; Insecta; Diptera; Tephritidae. The record is from RefSeq and is a predicted model, not a curated record. Bases 1 to 564 code for a protein of 187 amino acids.
AUGGACUGUGUUGAUGAAAUAACUAAUGCAUGGAAUAUCGAUGUUAAGCUUGAAACCAUCUCUAAUUGUUUUAGAAAAGCCGGCUUCGGUCAAUAUUCUGAAUGGGAGAAAGAAGAUGACAUUCCUGUGGUUUUCAUAAGCGAACGCAUAAAAGAAAGGAGUAAGGAAGAAAUUCAAAUGCAGAAUGAAUAUGAAACUUGGCAAAAUAUAAAAGGUACAGAAGGUGCCACCUUUAAUGAUUUUAUGCAAGUGGAUGACGAUAUUGUUACUUCAGAGUUUCCCACAGAUGAAGAUAUUGUGGAGCUAUUGAGAUCUAAAUCCGAAUUUGAGCAUGAUAGCGAGAGUGAUAUAAAAGAUGAUUUGCAAGAUGAUAUGCUGCAACCAGUUUCAAACGAGCUAGUUGCAAAUUCGUUCAAGAUUUUGCGGUCAUAUUUAAAAACCAAUGAACAUACAACCGAUUCUCUGUACAAUGGUUUAAAUAAUAUUGAAGCUUUUCUUGAAGAUCAUAAUAAAAAAUCCUCUCGUCAAUCCCAAAUAACUGACUUUUUUACUUUAAACGAAUGA